Messenger RNA from Carassius gibelio (silver crucian carp), 4667 nucleotides. RefSeq names its product runt-related transcription factor 3. NCBI's taxonomy places the organism in Eukaryota, Metazoa, Chordata, Actinopteri, Cypriniformes, Cyprinidae. Gene Ontology annotation, cellular component: nucleus. Gene Ontology annotation, biological process: regulation of cell differentiation; neuron differentiation; hemopoiesis. The transcript has 8 exons. Gene Ontology annotation, molecular function: ATP binding; DNA-binding transcription factor activity, RNA polymerase II-specific; RNA polymerase II cis-regulatory region sequence-specific DNA binding. The record is from RefSeq and is a predicted model, not a curated record. The coding region runs from base 160 to 1479 and encodes 439 amino acids.
CAUUGCAAGAGCAUCAGACACCUGAACUUUUAACUACCUUAUCAAAACCACGUAGAUACUACAAAAACCACGACUAGACAGAAAAAAGUGUCCAUCGUCAAAGGCUGAAGUCGGUGAGGUGGCGGAGAGGCCAGUUCUUUUCCCUCCUGAGCGGGACACAUGGCUUCAAACAGCAUCUUCGACACAUUCUCCAGCUACUCGCCCAGUUUACUGCGAGACCCGAGCACGAGCAGACGGUUCACGCCGCCCUCCGCCUCGUUCCCGUGCGCUAAAGUGACCGAGAGUCCGAACAUGAGCGCACCGGGACCGCUUCGGGCCGGGCGGCAGAUGGAGAGCCGCACCGUGGUGGACGUGCUGGCGGAUCACGCCGGAGAACUGGUGCGCACCGACAGCCCCAACUUCCUCUGCUCGGUCCUGCCGUCUCACUGGAGGUGCAACAAAACUCUGCCUGUGGCUUUCAAGGUGGUGGCUCUCGGUGACGUUCCUGACGGGACUCUGGUCACGGUAAUGGCGGGAAAUGAUGAGAAUUAUUCCGCAGAGCUGAGGAACGCGUCUGCCGUCAUGAAGAACCAGGUGGCGAGAUUCAACGACCUGCGCUUUGUGGGCAGGAGCGGGAGAGGAAAGAGCUUCACUUUGACCAUCACUGUGUUCACUGGACCACCCCAGGUCGCCACAUACCACCGUGCUAUCAAAGUCACCGUGGACGGACCUCGAGAACCAAGACGUCACCGAGUGAAGCCGGACGACCCUCAUAAGCAGUUCACCGAUCGCCUGAGUGACAUAGAGCGUUUCCAGAGGGCCAGCAUGAGGAUGAACCCUGGCAACGGGACCACCCGCUCCCACCAGACCCAUUACAACCCCUCCAACUCCACACCGAUACCAGCAUUAUGGCCAGAUCAGAUUGACCCUCCUGCACUGAAGACUUGCAAAGUGGAAGACGACUUACGCUGGUCAAGUACAGAUCUGUUCCCUCAGAGGUCAUCUUUCCCGUCUCUCUCUCCAUUAACGGCUCCUCGCUUCUCUGAUUCACACAUGCAUUAUCCGGGUCCCUUCACUUACUCUGCCAACCCGUCCAGCACUGGAAUCGGUGGUCUCAGCGUGACCGGGAUGCCCACCUCCAGCCGCUACCACACCUACCUUCCGCCUCCAUACCCCGGCAACCAGAACCAGAACUCCCACUUCCAGACCAACUCCUCACCGUAUCACCUGUACUACGGCACUGGAUCCGGCUCCUACCAGUUCUCCAUGGUUCCAACCGGUGGCACCGGAUCGGGAGGCGACAGGUCGCCCUCUCGCAUGCUGACGUCCUGCACCGGGACGGGCGGAGCCGGAGGCACUGGCGCUGGAAACAACAGCCUGCUCAACGCCAGCCUCGGCAACCAGAGCGACGGUGUGGAUGCAGACGGUAGCCACAGCAACUCGCCCACAGCGAUGAGUGCAUCCACACGCAUAGACGAGUCCGUCUGGAGGCCUUACUGAGAAAUAGUGGGGAAAAAAAAAGGUCGAAUUUAAGGUGAAAAGUCUUGCAUGUUUGAUCGUUUUGUUUCUUCGUUUCUAUGACAUGACAAUCGCUUCUAAGACAACGUGAUCCAGACCAGAAAUGAAAGAGCUUUUGCUCUGGACGCGCCAGACGGGACAGAAAUGGACCUCCGUUGAUCAAAACUAAAGGAGGACACAAGUCUAACAGGAAAAUUAGGUGUAUAUAGAAAGAUUAUAAUUGAAAAAUAAUAAGAAAAGGCAUCCCAUAGUAAUAUAUCAGCAACUUUUCUUACUAAAAAAGCUGAAAAACCAAAGAAAAAAUGGCAGGUGCUUCAUGGACAUAUUCUGAUGAGCCUGUCACGGAAAAAAGCCAAUUCAUCCAGCCUUACAAACCAUUCUGCCUGAAAGCUGUAAUUCCCAGAGUGCUUUGCAAUCACAAGGAAGUUCCUGUAAACAAUAUGAAAGAGCUUCACAGAGCUGCGGACUGUGGGACUUUCAGUGUGUAAAUAUGAUGAUGAACAAAAAUGCUAGCCACGAGUUUCAGGUACUUUCCAAACUUGCUGAGACAGUCUUGAAAUGAUCAUAUAAUGCAAGUGUGGGGCAGUGUCAGCUUUGUGAGAUGUUAUGCCAAUGGGUUUGUUCAUUUAAACGGAUUUCAGGGUGAAUAUCACAAAACCUGUCAGGAACAUAUUCAGGUCAUGUUUAAUAAGAAAUGAGAAAUUAUAUUUUGCAUGAAGAAAAUGAUGCUUAAAUUUAAAUUAUUUCAUUUGCAAAUCAUUUAAAUUUACAUAAAUAUAGGCAUCAUGUUCGUCAUGCAAAAAUAUUUUUUUGCUUUGAUUUUAGGGUGAAAUGUGAUCUGGACGUGUUUUUCGUGAGAUGCACCCUUUAGCUGCAGGUUCUCCAUUUGUAGAAACAGUGUCUAUAACCCAAAGAUAGACCAGCAAUUUUUUUUUUUCUUGCUUCAUGACAAUUCAUUUGCUUUUGAACUUGAGGAGACUCAUUGUUUUUGGAAUAGUUUUUAGAGUCUUUUUUUUUUUCUCAGUGUUGAUCGCUUUUUCUUCCGACUAUUGAUUUGUUUGAGCUCAGUUUUAUGGUUUGUGUAUUUUUUUAUUUUUUUAUUUAUUUGAGCCAAAGAGGAUGUGUUUCCGGGUCACAAACAUUUUUUUUCUAUUUUUGUUCUUCUUCUUUGUUUUAAUACAAAAUUGGAAGUUGUGCUACUGUAAUAUAUUCUUUCUAAAUUAUACAAAAAUGUUAAUGUAAUGUCUAUGUUUUUCCUAUGCAGCUUUAUGCACUAAAACAUUUAUUUAAGAGGUUCGAUGUCCUUGUUAAACCACAUACUGGAGACAUUCUUACCGGAUUGAGUUCCACAUGAUAUUCAGUCAUGUGCCUGAAAGGCCUCAACCAUCACAAACCAAAGAGUCCAACAAUCACCUGUUGUCAUUCCACGUCUCUAAAGUGUGAAAAAUAUGUUGCUCUAAGCACCUACAUUAUGUGUCUAGUUUUUUUUACCUUGUUCUUGGAAUGACUGAAAUCGGAGACAAUAAUUGGGCACGUUUGAAAGGAGAUCGGCAUAGCUUAUUUGAAUAACAAAACCAUGCACAAGCUCAUACACAGAGAGUAAAGUGGCCAUGACACACACACACACACACACGUCUGGUCAGCUAUCCUUGUGAGGACUCUCCAUAGGUGUAAUGGUUUUUAUACUGUACAGACCGUAUUUUCUAUCGCCCUACCCCAACCCUACACCUAAACCUAACCCUCACAGGAAACUUUCUGCAUUUUUAGAUUUUCAAGAAACUUCAUUCUGUGUAAUUUAUUAGCUUGUUUACCCGUGGGGACCUCAAUUUAGGUCCCCACCGUGACACAAGUCCCCACGAGUCUGUGUGUAUUCAGGUUUAAGUCCCCACCCGAAUAGAAAAACAAGUACACACACACACACACACACACGUAACAGGUGUACUGUAAGUGAAUAUUUCAGCCCAUAACCCGGAGGUUUUUCCCAUGCUCACACCUGCUGCCAUCACCUGAGGGCCGAGAGCCCCAAAAGAGCAAAGGAAACUGGUCGAAAGAUGGAUGAAGAGAGAUGUAUCUCCUUUCUCAGUCACUGGUCAUCCUUCAGGCCUUGUUAUCCAAGCAGAAGUGCCUGUGUUCAGCUUGAUUCACGGCCGCUUUGAUGCCGUUAUGUGGGCGGUUAUUUUCCUUCCCAUUGUGCCUCUGUUUAAUUAUCGCCUAAAGCUGCAGGCUACAGGAAAGAUGUGAGCCGGUCUAGUUACAAGCAGGAGUCGAUUCUCUCCUGCAAGGACUUCUGGGUAAUAGAAACCCUGGGUAAACUGUUUGCUUCUGCAGUUCUUUCAUGUCGUAUGAUGAUUCUCUCUCAGUGCCUCGGUCUGGAACUCUUAAUGUCUGUGGCUAUAAAAUCGUCGUAUUUUCACCCGAGUUUGUUGUGAUCAUUGAUUAUGAUCGAGAUUGAAAUCAAACUAAAUUAAGAUUUGCUGGCCCAAAACAAGACCAAAAACCUAUCUAUUUAUUUCCACACUAUCAGUACUGAUCGUUAUUGUGUUUUUCCUUGGAACAGUCUGUUCACUAAAAGGUUAUGUUCCAAAAACUAACUCUUAAAAAUAAAGGUUCUUUAUUGCCAUUUAUGGUUCGAUUAAAAGGCAUCCAUUGAUCCUUUUUAAUAGUGGAAUAGGAUCUUCACAAUUAGGGAAAAAAAUGGUUCUUUUAUGAACUGUUCACUGAAAGGUUCUUUGCUGAGAGAAAGCCCUUGUAGAACCUUUAUUUUUAAGAGUGUACUGCGCUCCCUACAUAGGCAGCACAGAAUCUGUACCAAAAAUGAAGCGGCAUAAAUAGGCCUGUGUGUUUGUCACUGUGUGAAAUGUUCUGAAUCAGUCACUUAUUUGAAGGCAGAUGCCUAUGUAGGCAUCAAUAAAGCUCAAUAGGUUUUGGAACAUAACCCAAAAAGUUGCCAGUGAAGUGAAUAUCACUGAAGUUUUGUAAAAUGCACAGAUUCUAAUCAUGCUGUAAAAGCUAAAAAAGCACAACACACUCCUGUAGAACAAAUGUUCUUUUUCAGUCAUUGUAUGUUUGUAAUUUUGGUUCUGAAAUAUGCUCUUUUGUUCCUUCAUUGUGUGCUAAUGAUGUAUUUUUUUUAAUGCAUUUUAAUAAUAAAAAAAAAAUAAUAAUGAAAA